This is a messenger RNA of Porites evermanni, 807 nucleotides long. The record is from the annotation of a GenBank genome assembly. NCBI's taxonomy places the organism in Eukaryota, Metazoa, Cnidaria, Anthozoa, Scleractinia, Poritidae.
ACAGUGUGAAGAGAAGCUGAACGAAACUUUUUUCCGUUGGAGCUCUUGACGAUAAGCCAUCAUCAUCAUCAUGUCCUGUGCUAUUGAUGAAGGAACCUACAUCAUUGAAAAUGUCGAGACAGAACGCUACCUGUUUCAAGAUGGAGAGAAGAUUAAGGGCAACCGAGGAGAUGAAGGUGGUUGGUUAGCCUCUUCUGGAUUUCAAGCGCCUCCUGUGUUGGGAGCUGAUGCAAAUUAUUACAAUCGUGCCUACUGGAAGAUCAUUCCUCAAGGCGAUGACAGGUACUUUGUUGAAAACGUGGAAACCAAGAGGUACCUGUUUCAAGAUGGAGAGAAGAUUAAAGGCGAGCGAGGAGACGAAGGUGGUUGGUUAGCCUCAUCUGGCUUUCAAGCGCCUCCUGUGUUGGGAGCUGAUGCCAAUUACUACAAUCGUGCCUACUGGAAGAUCAUUCCACAAGGCGAUGGCAAGUACUUUUUUGAGAAUACUGAGACGCAAAGAUAUCUCUUUCAAGAUGGAGAGAAGAUUAAAGGCAAACGAGGAGACGAAGGUGGGUGGUUAGCCUCAUCUGGCUUUCAAGCACCUCCUGCCUUGGGAGCUGAUGCCAAUUACUACAAUCGUGCUUAUUGGAAACUCCACAAGCAAUAGACUGACGACAACAAAAUGUCAAGUCGCGAAUUUUCCCUUGAAACUGUCUGAUUUUUUGCUAGCUUUUUUGUAGGCUUUUAACCAACUAAUUAGUAUGCCGUUGGUUUUGAAAAAUGUAAUUCGUUCAAGGUUUUGAAAGUAUACUUAUUUCAUUGCUAUGU